AUUAUCCUUUUAAAACAAUGUGGAUAAAGCAAAUUAAACUAUAUUCAGUCACGUUCUUGAUACUUACGCUACUGAUAUGUCAAUCACAGGCUAUAGUACGAACAGAAGAAGCGCCAGAAUGGAACAAGGAUAGCUUAACUGCCUAUUUUAAAAAGUAUAAAAUUCAUUUUGACAAGCAUUCUGACUAUAAUGCAUUGAUGGACACUAUCAAAUCUUACAAGGAUGCAGUAACAGCCAAUGCUCGUCUUUUUGGCAGCAAUGUUGAUCAUAUCCUCUACGGAUUCAAAAAUUCUAUGGAAAAGAAUGCCAAGUUAGCAAAUAAUGACGCGCAUGCCGUUUUGAAUAACAUUAGACACCAAUUACGACAACUCGAAUUGAAGGGACAGCUCAAGAAGGAUAGAGUUCAGGCUGUGUUGGAUAAGGCGCGUCAUGAAAUCAUUCGUGAAAAAUUAAUGACAGAAGCAGAAUGGAAGAAGGCAUACUCUCAUUUUGAAGCAACCUAUGCUCAACCUACCUGGUACCAGCGCGUGUUUCACUUGAAACCAAAUAUACAGGAUAUUGAAUCGUCUUCUUUGAAGAGUUGGAUACUUUCUGUGACUAACAAUUUAAACCAUUUGGGUACUUUAACAAAGGAUCAAGUCACUUCGAUCGGCGAUGCUUUAUACCAAAGCAUAUUAAAGACAGACAUUCAUAAAUUGGGCGAUAAUGCUUGGGUUGAAGAGCUCAAAUAUAGUAUUUCACAACAAACUCAACUGAAGAAAGAGCAACUGGAGGAUGUGAUCGAAGCGAUCGCAAAGGAAGUGCGCGCGUUCAAGAUAUUUGCACUGGACUACACUGGUCAAGCAAAGGAACAAACAAAUCAUUGGAUACACAGCGUCAAGAACCGCGUAUGGACAACGGUUGAAGGAAUGAUGAAACCUAUACGAACAAGACUGUCACAUUAUCGUCACCACCUUCCCUAUGCUGAUCCCACGUCUCAUCCAAAAUGGGAAUUUUACAAUUAUAAAAACGCACACUUGAAAUAUCCCGGAGAGAAAAAGAAACUUACAGCUUCUAUGCAAUCACAAGCUCGUUCAAUGUCAAAGCAAUUUGAAACGGCUACAGCUACAAAUGUCAUCACUCACGCUUUUGAAACCGCUGUUUCAGUUGCAUCUGAAGCAGCUGCCCAGGCAACAAGCAGUGUCAAGGACAGUUUUGCUCACUUUUGGCGUCAAAAGGAACACGAUAUCUAUCGUCGACUUGGUUAUACGGAGGCACACAUUGACUGGAUACAAAACUAUCUCGAAAAGACUUUUCAAAAUCAAAAGGAUUCGGUCAAGGGUAAAGCAGACGAAGCGGCUAUUGCCAUUAAGCGAUAUUUAGAUAGCUGUAAAGUUCAAACUCCAAAUCAAGUCGAUGCCAGCGUUCAUAGGAUGAAGCGAUACUUGGAAGCAUGGAGAACCCUUGUUGACUAAUAAAUAACAAUCUCUUAAAUUUCAUCCUCCU
This is a messenger RNA of Rhizopus microsporus ATCC 52813, 1485 nucleotides long. RefSeq lists its product as uncharacterized. Lineage: Eukaryota; Fungi; Mucoromycota; Mucoromycetes; Mucorales; Rhizopodaceae. The record is from RefSeq and is a predicted model, not a curated record. Bases 18 to 1454 code for a protein of 478 amino acids. The transcript has 2 exons.